Messenger RNA from Didymosphaeria variabile, 501 nucleotides. RefSeq lists its product as uncharacterized. The coding region runs from base 1 to 501 and encodes 166 amino acids. Lineage: Eukaryota; Fungi; Ascomycota; Dothideomycetes; Pleosporales; Didymosphaeriaceae. The record is from RefSeq and is a predicted model, not a curated record. The transcript is spliced from 2 exons.
AUGAGCGCGGUUGCUGGGGCGAAAGAGGUCGCUGUGACGGACUACCCCGCGACGCCGAUACUCGAGACGCUUAGGAGGAAUCUUGAAGAGAACCUUGAGGCUGAGGGGAGAGCGAAGAUUGCGGUUUACGGGCACCAAUGGGGCGUUCUGGACGAUUGCUUCGCCGAGGAGCACGCGCGGCGGUAUACGAGGGUCCUCGCUGCGGACUGCCUGUGGAUGGCGCACGAACAUGAGAAUCUUGCGAGGUCCAUGGUGCAUUUCCUGUCUGACUCUCCCGACGCGAGGGUAUAUGUGGUAGCAGGAUUCCACACGGGUCGCGCGAAGGUGGCGCCGUUCUUCGAGGAGACUGUGCCGGAAGUCGGGCUAGAGGUCGCGUCGAUCUACGAGAUGAACGCCGAAGGUAAGAGGCGCGCGUGGGCGAAGGAGCGCGAUGGCGGCAGGGAGGAUGUUACCGAGAGGAAGAAGUGGUGUGUGCUUGCAAGGCUGCGUCGCCGUAGAUAG